UUGAGCACAACUGUUGCGGCAGCAGCGGCGGUGGCAGCAGUGGUGCUGACAUUGGGACAGCGGUGUCAGGACAGCGGUGGCAGCAAGAGCUGCGGGACUGGCAGAGGGCAAGGCACCAUGGCCCUUGCUCUACGCCUCUUCCUCCCGCUCCUCCUGGCCGUGGCCCUGCCUGCCAGGGCUGCCCAGGCUGCUCCGUUGCAAGUGCGGGGAGCAGGUUGGAUUGCUGGAAAUGUUUUUCCAGCACCUUGGCUGGAAGAAAAUUUGGAUCCAGUGGGUCCUCCCACAGGUGUGUCUGCAGAGUGGAAUUUUCUAGCUCCUGGGCUGGAUGCUGUGCACAAGCCCAGCGCCCAUCGCAGGGGACCUCCAAAAGGAGAGACCCAAGCUAAAGGAGAAAAUAAAUCUCAGAAGCCUUCCGAAAUUCUGGACCAGAUGCUAAGUGAUCUGGAGAGACGCCGUGAAAUGAAAGGAGAGCCUGUGCAUAAGGAAGCAUUUCCCAGAGGAAGCAGUGAUUCUGUGCCAGCCCCUGCUGCAGGAAGGCAGGCGAUGCCAGGCACAGUCACUGGAGAUUGGGAUCGUGACAUGGAUGAUCUGGAAGUUCUGGCACAUAACCAUUUUAAGUCCUUGGAGGAUGUUGGAGAUAACCCUGUUGGUGAAGGUGAUGCAGAUUCCCAACCCUUGUCCAGGACGGAGCCUCUGGGAUCGAGGAAUGAUCCUCUGGGAGAUGCUGAGGAUGCAGCCAGCACCACAGCACCUGUUCCAGAUUCCCAGAAGGGCAUCGGAAGGGGUUUCUGUCAGGAAACUUGCUGUUUGCUAACAUUAAUGUCCAUCGUGGCUGGUGGAGAGCUUGUCUUCAUGUUGUGCUGCGUUGGAAUCUGGUAUUGCUGGAGGAGAAAACAGCACAGCCUUGAAGAAAAGCUGAAAGCUGGUGGCUGGUCCCGAGACCUCUACAGCUCAGAGAGAAUUAGCAGCAGCUUGCAGUCUGACGAGUUUUUAUUUGACCCUCCAAGCUCUGGGCUUCUUUGAGGCCACAGGCCCAGACCACCAUCCAGGGCAUAAGGUGAAAGCCCCAGGAAAGGACUUGGAAGUGGUCAACUGAACCCUGACUGAGAGAUUCCCAAAUGAGCUUUUCGGUUUCAAUAAAGAGAUGGAGCUGUCA
This is a messenger RNA of Vidua chalybeata, 1156 nucleotides long. RefSeq lists its product as uncharacterized. NCBI's taxonomy places the organism in Eukaryota, Metazoa, Chordata, Aves, Passeriformes, Viduidae. The transcript has 9 exons. The record is from RefSeq and is a predicted model, not a curated record. The coding region runs from base 118 to 1023 and encodes 301 amino acids.